GGAUUGCGAUGGCUGCAGUACGUCCGCCGCACCGCUGGGGGCCAGCGCGGACUGACCGAAGAGUCUGAGCGAGAGACAGUGGGAUACCGAGCCGUGCGGAGCGAGGACGCGGGACAUCCCCGAGCCCGGAAUCAACAUGUUUCCAUCUCUGUGUUACGACCAUGCAGCUAAGCCCAGUCCUGAUGAUGGGGGUGGCCUUGUGCCUGGGGUAUGGCCAGCCCUUGCCACAGGCUCCUGAUCACCCCUUCUAUGUGAUAUGGAACGUACCCUCAGCACGCUGUAAGGCCCACUUUGGUGUGCACUUACCACUGAAAGCCUUGGGCAUCAUAGCCAACCAUGAACAGCUUUUCCAUGGCCAGAACAUCUCCAUCUUCUACAAGAACCAGCUUGGCCUCUAUCCCUACUUUGGGCCCAGAGGCACAACUCACAAUGGGGGUAUCCCCCAGGCUGUGUCCCUAGUUCUCCACCUGGCACAGGCUGCACACCAAAUCCAUCAUAGUCUAGGACCCAGCUUUGCUGGCCUAGCAGUGCUAGACUGGGAGGAGUGGUAUCCUCUCUGGUCUGGGAACUGGGGCCGCCGCCACACCUACCAGGCAGCCUCCCGGGCUUGGGCACAGCAGGUAUUCCCUGACUUGCACCCUCAAGAGCAGCUCCACAAAGCCCGUGCUGGCUUUGAACAGGCAGCCCGCGCACUGAUGGAGAACACACUGCAGCUGGGCCAGACACUGCGACCCCAUGGACUCUGGGGCUUCUAUCGUUACCCAGCCUGUGGCAAUAGCUGGCAUGGUACAGCUUCCAACUACACAGGCCACUGCCAUGCAGCCACCCUUGCCCGCAACACCCAAUUGCAUUGGCUCUGGGCUACCUCCAGUGCUCUCUUCCCCAGCAUCUAUCUCCCACCCAGGCUACCGCCUGCUCACCACCAGGCCUUUGUUCGACACCGCCUGGAGGAGGCCUUUCGUGUGGCCCGUGCUGGGCACACACAUCCUCUGCCCGUCCUGGCAUAUGCCCGCCUCACACUCCGGAAGUCUGGGAGGUUCCUGUCCCAGAAUGACCUGGUUCAGACCAUUGGUGUGAGCGCAGCACUGGGGGCAGCCGGCGUGGUGCUCUGGGGAGACCUGAGCUUCUCCAGUUCUAAGGAGAAGUGCUGGAGUCUCCAUGACUACCUGGUGAGCACUCUAGGCCCCUAUGUGAUCAAUGUGACCAGAGCAGCCACAGCCUGCAGUCUCCAGCAGUGCCAUGGCCAUGGGCGCUGUGCCUGGCAAAACCCAGGAAAAAUGGAAGCCUUUCUGCACCUGCAGCCAGAUGGCAGCCUUGGAGCUUGGGAGUCUUUCAGCUGUCACUGUUACUGGGGCUGGACUGGCCCUACCUGCCAGGAGCCUAGGCCUGGGCCUAAGAAAGCAGUAUAAAGCCAGGAGUCCCUGUUCCUACCUAUUCUUGUCCCUGCUGCCACUUUCCUAGUCCUGGAGGAACUCCCCCUUUUGCUCUAUUCAGCUUACAAUCAAUACCUUCCCAAGCACACACUUUUGCUCCCACUUCCCUUGGGAUCUCUGAGGGGUGGAAAGGGCCAGAAAAAACGCUUAUAAAACCAAAGUCCUCUGAGA
Messenger RNA from Ictidomys tridecemlineatus (thirteen-lined ground squirrel), 1604 nucleotides. RefSeq names its product hyaluronidase 3 (gene Hyal3). The record is from RefSeq and is a predicted model, not a curated record. Gene Ontology annotation, molecular function: hyalurononglucosaminidase activity. Gene Ontology annotation, biological process: hyaluronan catabolic process; carbohydrate metabolic process. Gene Ontology annotation, cellular component: acrosomal vesicle. NCBI's taxonomy places the organism in Eukaryota, Metazoa, Chordata, Mammalia, Rodentia, Sciuridae.